Messenger RNA from Haplochromis burtoni (Burton's mouthbrooder), 13474 nucleotides. It is a transcript of the gene sema3b, whose product is annotated as sema domain, immunoglobulin domain (Ig), short basic domain, secreted, (semaphorin) 3B. Gene Ontology annotation, biological process: semaphorin-plexin signaling pathway; neural crest cell migration; axon guidance. Gene Ontology annotation, molecular function: semaphorin receptor binding; chemorepellent activity. The transcript is spliced from 18 exons. Bases 8003 to 10414 code for a protein of 803 amino acids. Lineage: Eukaryota; Metazoa; Chordata; Actinopteri; Cichliformes; Cichlidae. The record is from RefSeq and is a predicted model, not a curated record.
ACAACUUGCCUAAUAAUUCUGCACUCCCUGUAUAUGAAUGGACCAUGCGACAGGCAUGAUAUGAGAAAUAAAUUCAAAAUAUUAAAGGCAGAAUUUCAAAGCUUCUGUGUAAAUAAAAAUAACUUGUGGCAUCAUUUUAUAGCAUGCAGGCACUGAUACAUGUGCGGGCUUCUAAAAAAUGUGUGUUUGACUGUCUGCGUGCGGGCUGAAGUUUCAAGGCUGUCUUUAAGUAGGUGAUUUCCCCAUUUUUUGUCUUUUAUCCAAUCUUCACUGUGAUCUGUAGAAUUUUCCUCCGAAAUAGUAACAGUGCACCGACAGCACCACUUUGAUUAAAGUGGAGCUCAGAAUUACAGGGCCCUUUGUAGAACAUCUGGCUCAGAAGCACCCUGUGCCUGUAAAUAUGACACUGUUCUGUAACAUUCGUCUGUAUUUAAUAAAAAAACUAGUACCUUUAGUCCGAUUUUGUGCACCGAUGUCUUAGUGAGUAUGCUGAUUCAUCAUAAUACAGUAUUUCAACUGUCAGUGUGACAAUCCAAUAACAGAGCGCACAACCCAAAACUUAUAAUUACAUUAAAAAAAUAAUACAUCAACUGCGACAUGUGUCCUCAGUGCAGAAUAGCAACUGUCACAAUCAAUGUUGACUGGAAAUGAUUUUAAUAUAUAUAUUUUUUUAUCUUUUUGUCCAAAACUAGUUGAACUAGACCUUCAUUAUCUCCCGAUUAGUCAUUGAGAUUUAAUAGUGGUGGGAACUAGUGCAGAAAUGUGCAUUCCACUGAGAAGUAGUUGAUGUGCUGUCAAGCUGUGUGUGUGUGUGUAAAACUAUAUUUGUGUGAAAAAGACAAAGCCUUGGUCAUGCAAGGUGCUGUAAUCCACUCGGUGACCUCCAGAGCCUGCUCGCUAUGUGAAUGUGUGUGUGUGAAAAUGUGUCACCAGAGCCUUGCUUAUGUUUGAUGGUGGUCUUAUCCACCCGAUGACCCUCUGAACCAGAUGGUGUGUGACUGCAUGCCUGUGAGAGUGUGUGUGUGUGUGUGUGUCCCACCUCUGAGCCUCCUGGCACUCCAGUCAGUCCCCACACCCACCAGUCCUCCAACACCACACACCCCACUUCCCGCCCUCCUUCAUCCUUUCAGUUGGGUGUGAUCACAUCAAAGCAAAAAAGGGAGGAUUACAGGUUUGUGCCCCAAAGGAAGCUAGCAUCCCUCUAACUGUAACUCUCUCUCGUUCUCGCUCUCGUUCUCUCUCUCUUUCAUUCCUGCCACUUUCCCAGUGGGGCCCCCGUAAUCCCUACGGUGUCAGAAGGUCAGGGGACCGUGUCAUGGAUAACCCACUGGGGCACAUAUAAUACAGCUAAUAGUUAGCUAACAUGAACAUAAAGACAGAUCCAAAUUUUUUUAUCAUCUCUUUUUCCCCUAGGCUCUAUUGUUCAUUUUUUUUCUUUAUCAUCUUUGUUUUAUUUCAAGUCGUAGUAAAAACCAUAAUUCCCAGCAAGAAUGGGAGUUUUCUGCUGUUUAGAAACACUUGUAUAUGGCUACAAGUGUUGCUGAACAGUAGACAAAUGGUUCAACUCCUGCUUUUAAACAUAAAUUCACACAUACGCAAACACACACAUGCAAAUAGAUAAGAUCGGUAUGGCGAUACAACUGGCAGAAUGGACUCGACAGUUGUAAUGACGCUAAUAGUGCACUUAGUCCUGGCAUUUGUUUUAUGUUGGGUCAGUGCGCGACACGCACAUAGCCUUCAAAACACAAAGAGAAAAAGCAAAGCUCUUGGUUGGGAUCAGUGCUAUUUUAUGCUCUACUUUUGCAGCCGUGGCAUCUCGGCCCUCAUAUUUAUGCAUCUGUUGAGCAAAUGUUUAUGAUGCGACGCCGCUAGCAGGUGUCACUCUAGUCCCAGAUCAGUUUUCAGGGUACGGUUGGUCCACUGUGGAUGUAGGCCAAUUGAAACUAUUGUUUCCUGUUACUCUUGAAGAGUCUAUUGGACCGUGCAUCUGUCCUCGAGGAUUUUCAUAACAUUCCACAUCAGGGUGCAGCAGCAGUGUAAUGCACUUGUGCAAAUUCGUCUCAGUUUCCAGAUAAAUUGAAAGAGUUGUUUAGGAGAAUGGAUGUAUGGUCACUGGUCGCAGUGAAUGCCAAAAAGUGCGGGAAGUUUUAUUCUGGGUUCCUCACCCAUCUUCAUCUAUAAGUAGGAAAGGAGCCUCUGCUGAAACAAUUCUCCAGCCUCGAUUUCAGAUAAACACUCGACCAUCUGUUAACCGGUCAUGUGGCCUUAUUGCAACUGUGUGACAAUUUAGUGACAAUUCACCAGAUGCAUUAAGAUUUUUCAAAAGCCAUGUCCAGUUAACUGAACUAAAAUGAGUUACUUGCCAGUGCUUGCCUUCUCUUUUGAGAAACAGGAAGCUGCUCAAACUGGACACAGCUAUAAGAUGCCCUGUAAAGCCCAGGACCAGUGAAGUUCACUGCUGCAUUGAACAUGUAUGCAUUUUAUUGUUAAGAUUGUUGAAAUUACCGCAAGGUUCAAUAUUUGGCCAAGUAAUUUCCUUCCAACAGCAACCCACUGCUUCCCUCAGCACUCAUGCUAAUGGGUGCACCUUUUAAAGUCAGUAUGGCGUCAUGAACUUCAAUGAAGUGUAGAAGCACUGGCAGAUUUUCUUUGUUUCUGGCUGGUUUCUUUACAGUUUCCUUCAGAAAUCCUUCCUCAGAAAUGUUUCAUCGCUACAUUAAUAUUAGUAGUGUGGAUGCCUCAUGCCAUUAAAUAAUCUGGCUACCUUGCAGACUUAUUCUGGGGUUUGGCCUUAAGGACAAGAAGCCAGACUCUAGCCUGGCUGUACUUUUUUCAAGCACCAGAAGUUGUAGGCAGCAGAGCUUUAGGCAGCUUCUGUUGUUCCACAUCAGUAUUAGUGCUGUUCUCACAGCUGAGUAACAUGUUUCCAUAAAGAAACUACAUCUAAAAACUACAAUCUUCUACAAUAUAAAGGUGAUAUAUAUGCAGGCUUAAGCAAUUUCUUCUUAUUUUUUCAGGACUGAUGUAAUUCAAAGUGUUAACUUUUGGUGGUCAUGGUUUAUCAUGCCGUCCAUCAUAAAUACGGUGCUUUAUAUAACACAGAGACAUGGUAAAGUUAAUUAAUCAUCCUAAGAAACCAGGAGUCUGUGGAUCCAUUUCUGUAAUCUUAGAAAAAGAUAAAUAUUUUUAUGUCAUAAAAUAUGCACCGACUAUAUUUCAAAAACACUAUAAAUGUUUCUGAUUCAUCAAAUUAAGAAAUCUUUCAUGAGGGCGAGGAUUAGAAAUAAUGUGUCAUCAGGACUUUUUCUGCAACUGUCGCUCUAUGAAUAACUAUGUAUGAAAGGAACAUCUGUCAAAGUAUAAUUAAUUAUUUCAUUAUAGUCAAAUUAGAAAUCAUGCCCACAUAAUGUGCACUGCUUAAAUGCUCUUAAAUACAUACAAUAGCCGAAUUAAGUCCUAGGCUCUCCAGUCUGAUUACACAACAUGAAACUAACACAACCAAAUCCCACCCCCAGCUUAUGAAACUCAAUCCAGUUAACACACUUUAGCUCAGCAAACCCUGUUUUUGUAACAAACUAUUGAAUCUAAAUUACUGCCUGUAUCUAUAUUUUACUGCGAGUAAUAAGCAUCGUGUCAUGAAGAAGCAUUUUUUAAUUAUUUAUGAUUUCAUAGUUUGUCACACUUGUUUCAGAUCAUCAAACAAAUGUUAGUAUUAGACAAUGAUAACCUGAGUAAAUACAAAACACUUUGUAGAUGAUUACGUUCAUUAAGUGUAAAACCUGCAAAGCCAGAACUGCAGUCGAGCAUUUGAGAUAACUGGUAAUGAGUUCAUGUUUGGAUCAGUUAGAGCGAGUUAUAGGAGGUCCUGAAGAAGCAAAGCAGCCCAGACCAUCACACUACCACCACCCUGCUAUGAUGUUGUUUAUAUGAAAUGCUGUGUUUUACACCAGAUGUAACUGGAGUCAAACCUUCUAAAAAGUUCAACUUCUGUCUUGUCAGCCCACAGAAUAUUUUCCUAAAAGUCUUGGGGAUUAUCAAGAAGGUUUCUUUUUGGCAAAUGUGACAUUAACCUUUGUGUUGUUUUUGGUCAGCAGUGGUUUUUCUCCUUUGAGCCCAGUCUUUUUCUUAUCACUGAAUCAUGUAGACUACACUAACUGAGGCAAGUGAGGCCUGCAGUGCUUUAGAUGUUGCUCUUGGUGCCACUGUUCACAAUUUAAAAGCUGCAUUUUGUAUUUCAUCUGGUUUUCUUUGCCUAAUAGUAAAGCUUCUUUGAUCUGGAACGUUUAAGUGUGACAAAUAUGCAAAAAAAAAAACAACGUAGAUCUCCAAAUGGGCCAAAUACUUGUUCACAGCACUGCAGAGCACAAUGAAGACCCCUGCGUGGGAGACACUUGUCUAAUGGUGAUCCCGGGCAAUCUAAAAAUCAUUUCAGUUCAGUGACUUGUAAUAAAACAAAGAUUCACUAAGACGCUAUUAGGAAACUGAGCCCUCAUCUUCAAUAGCUCACAAGCUUCAGCUGGGACAAAAGCCUUUGUUGGGACACAGAGCUCACUGCACAGCCUGUAGAGACAUCAGACUAGUUUAUGACAGACGGGUCAGCAGGGGGCGGGCGGUGGGCUGAAAACAUACAUAUAGCUUUAAUUGUACUCAUGGCAGUGUGCAUGAAAGUCUUUAAAGCGCUGAAGAUAAGUGUGCAUUGUUUGUAAAACUGCGAGCAAUCAGGGAGACAAGACACACACACAAACUUCAGUGAACCCCUAAUGUGAGACCCAUGACCUGGUGAAAGGGGUUUUCUAGGUGUGUGAGAGAGUGUAUGAGUGUGUGUGGGUCAGGGUUGCCAGGCACAGUAUGCCACCUGCGACUGGAAUGAAGACUAAAGGAGUGGGACAACAGAGAAGAAGAUGCACAACACAAUGUGACUGUGAGUGCUACACUUUCAGUAGACAGGCCCUACAGAGUGCUUUACAUCUUAUGAGUGAAAUAUCUUACUGAUGGGCCAAAAAACCUCCUACAUUAGAAGUUGAAAAAAUAACUAGCUAAAUAACUAAAUAAAGAAAUGGCACCCUCUGCGACUGUCCUGCCCACCUAGUUAGCAAGGCAUCAGUUUGUACUGCCUUGGUAAAAACUUCUCUCGUUAAAACUUUUCAUUUAUUUAUUUGUUUAUUAGAAUUUCCAUUAGCUCAGCUCUAAAGUGUAGCUACUCUUACUGAGAUUGACUUUAACAGCAGUAAAUUAAAUUAGAAUUGAAUUCCAAACUUGAAUUUUCAGUGGCUUCUUGAAGGAAACAUUUGAUGCAGAUAGAAGUCAUAUACUGUAAUCAGUCAGUGUGCACUGUAUUUCCAGCUAGCCAGUAGUAACUUGAAGUCUUGUAUGUCCUUGUUGAAAAUCCUGUAUGUCAGGAACUACAUUUAACUACGUACUCACAUCUUUUAUCGGUAUCAAACAUCCAAAUUGUCAAAAGUGAAACUCUGUGAGCUUUCAGGUUUUUGAAAGGAGGCUGUGAAAGCUCUGUGAUUAGCUUAAUACAUUAAAAAGCCUUUGGAAAUGACCAAACUCCAACAACGCUCUGGUCCUGCCUUGGAGUAUUUGGGAUGUACUGACCGUUCUGUUUGAAUGGACGGACGAAAACAUCGUCCUGGAGGAGUUGUUGCAGUUGAAUGGAUGCUUUUAUACUUUUUUCCCCGUGAAAAUGUAUCAAAGGAAUACAUUGUAGCUUACCAUAUAGAGACUGACCCCAGAGAGAGAGAGAGAGAGAGAGAGAGAGAGAGAGAGAGAAGACAAGGCUUCUGAGCCCACCAUCACAUCAAAGACUGUCACUAAAGAUUUUGCAAAAUAUACAUUUUUGGUCCAUCUGUAAACCUAAAACACAUGUAAGCUGUUUGAAAAAAAGAAGCAUAUUUAUGAAUUUGUGUAUUCAAAAGCCUGGGCAUCAUGAAUGGUUCACCAAAGCUUCAACUCUGAUAUGUGUCUGAAUGAUGUAAACCCUCAUGUUCUAUAAAUGUGUGCCAAUUACCCUCUUACCAGCUUCAGCGUACGUGUUCUCCGCAUCAGCCUGAGUUACUCUUAUGUAUCUGGAAAUCUCUGUUUCUCUGUGUGUUUAUAGUGACUUUAACUGAUCUCUUAUCUAAAUGCAUCAGUAAACCAAGCCAUGAGUCAUUCACUGUAAGUGUCAAGUCACGUCUCACAGCACAUAUAACCCUGUUUCAAGGCUCACCUGAGCUCGCAUGUUUAUGUGCAUGUAACAACACCAGGAACGCACCAAACCAAACCAAACCAAACAGUUUUUAAUAGAAUGUCACAAAAUGCAACGCAAAAGCAAUGUGAAAAGAAGAAAAUCUGACUGGUUUAUUGAGAUAACAGCUGGUAGCAUGAAUUCUUAAGGCUCAUACCAUUAGACCUGUAGCUCUCAAACCGUGGACUGGGCCACACUGGUGUUGCAGAGAGCCAUUCAGGUUGGGUGUUGAUGGCUAGGCAAAAAAAAUGGUAAAAUUCAAUUGAACAAGUAUGUAUUUUUGUAUGAAAACUGGUUUAGCCAACUAUAUUUAAGCAAAAUUUUAACAUCAGUUCUAUUCCUUUAUUUGGUACUUUGGUAAAUUAUCAGGUGGGUGGCGAGGCUUUUGGCUUCUGAAGCAUUGCGUGUCAGAAAAAGACUGAGAACAGCUGCAUUAGAACAGCUGUAGAAUAAGUGGAAGCAGUUUAACCUGAAACAGUGGAAAAAACGUUGGUAAUGGUAAUGAAGGACUCUGAAAAAGAAAACGUUUCAGCCAGGUCCCAUCAUAGAUACACAGUAGCAUAUCCACACACACUACGGACAGCUCAGUGUGUGUCUCUGCCCCCUUUGACGCCCCUCCUUUAACCUCCCACCUUUUCUUCAACCCCUCCCUCUCUCUCUCUCUCACGUUUUCCCUCUAUCUCUCUCUCCCUCCCUUGAAUUAAGUCCAUUAUCCCAGCCCGCUCUGCCUCUGAGCAAGUCUACUCUGCUCAGCUGCUGCGAAAACUCCGUGUAUGUGUGAACUCCUUGCAUGCAUGUGUUAAGAAGAGUUUUAUGUGUGUGUACAGGCUUGUGUGUUUUUGUAAGUAGAGCUGAAGUGCAGCCGUUCAUCAGUGGAGCUGACUGCAGGCAGGGGGAAUACUCAGAUCUCGCUUUGCUGCUUUUUAACUUCACUUACUUACUUUUUGGACUUUUUGAAGACUCACUGGACAUAUUUUGCACCAUAGUGGAACUCUGCUGUUAUUCUCUUUCUGUUCAUGCACCAUUCCCAUAACUGGAAAUAAAGGAUUUUUUUCAAUUUUUUAAUCAGAUUUCUUAAAAGAAGUUUUCAGGUAUUUCCACCUGUUUAGCUGAUCUCAGCUCUCACUUUCUGGACUGGUCAGUAACUGUUUUUUCAUUAGUCCAUAACUUGUAUUAUCUUUCUUGCUUAAAUCAGAUAUGAAAAAUCUUGGGAAUGGGUUUUUGAAAGCACGCAACAAAAACUGAAAAGGUUUGUGUUCAGUGAUUUCUGCAUAUAAGUAGAGGAAAGACUAUGAGAAAGUAAAAUGAAACAGAACAGUGUGGUAACAAUGGAUACUGUCUGCGCUGCCAGAGGCAUGUUGGGCUCAGGUGGAUGCUGAUCCCGACCUGGAAUGUUCUGAACUCCUGUGGAAUUUGGUUCCCCUGGAAACGGAUAGGCAGGUCUAUGUGUCCAUGUUUAAUGUUUAUGGCCCAUCUUUGAUGUGAGAGUUCAGCUUGAUCAUCCUUCAGAGUCCCAAGAGAACGACGUUACGCUGAUUAUUGAGACUCUAAAAAGAAGACUGGAAGAGAAAAAAAAUAGAAGCCAACACUUUUUCAAGGAUCCUUCCAAUAAAUCCUUAAAAGGCCGGUCCCUGCUUCUGUCACACAGAUUCUGAAGACUGAAUCAGAACCAGGACACAACUAUAGCUUCUAUUAAUAAAUUAAAACUUAAAUAAAUAAAUUGACAGACUCUGCUUUUGAAAGAAAGGAGUUUGCUUUACGUUUGCCAAAAUGAUGACUAUGAUGAUGAUGGUGGUGGCCACGAUGGUCACCUGCAGCUCUCUGUUCCUGCUGGGGCUGGCCGCUGCCCAUGUGUCCUCCAGCACCGUGACCCGCACCUCCUCUUCAGCUUCUUCUUCUUCUUCCUCCUCCUCUUCAUCAUCCACUUCACCGCGCAUGAAGUUAUCAUAUAAAGAGUUGCAGCAGUUCCACGGAGUGCGACGGUUUGAGCUGGAGCGUUCCUGCUGCUUUAGCGCCCUGCUGUUGGAUGAAGAGAGGGGUCGACUGUUUGUGGGAGCCAAGAACUUCCUGCUGUCUCUGUCGUUGGACAACAUCGCCAAACAAGAACACAAGAUCUAUUGGCCUGCCCCUGUUGACUGGAGGGAGGAGUGUAACUGGGCUGGCAAAGACAUCACUUCUGACUGCGUGAACUACGUGAAGAUUGUACACCACUAUAACCGCACCCACUUAUACGCCUGUGGAACGGGUGCUUUCCACCCCACCUGUGCCUUUGUCGAGGUGGGACACAGGAUGGAGGACCACGUGUUCAGGAUUGACCCCUCUGAAGUGGAGGACGGGAAAGGAAAGAGUCCGUAUGAUCCUCGACACAACGCUGCAUCUGUGCUCGUCGGUGAUGAGCUGUAUGCAGGCGUGGCCACAGAUUUAAUGGGAAGGGACUUCACCAUCUUCAGAAGCCUGGGGAAACGCCCCUCUAUCCGCACUGAACAGCAUGAUUCAAGAUGGCUUAAUGAACCAAAGUUUGUUGGGUCCUUUUGGGUCCCUGAAAGUGAGAACCCAGAUGACGAUAAGGUCUUUUUCUUCUUCCGGGAGACAGCGGUUGAGGCUCAAGGGUUGGGAAAAUCUACCUACUCCAGAAUCGGACAGCUGUGCAGGAAUGAUAUGGGCGGUCAGCGAAGCCUGGUGAACAAGUGGACAACAUUUCUGAAGACCCGUCUGAUCUGCUCGGUACCAGGAGCUGAUGGCAGCGACACAUACUUCGAUGAGCUGCGCGAUGUUUUCCUGCUGCAGACGAGAGACAGAAAGAACCCUCUGGUUUACACCGUCUUCUCCACUUCCAGCAGUGUAUUUAAAGGCUCAGCUGUGUGUCUCUACUCCAUGAAUGACAUCCGGAGGGCCUUCCUGGGGCCAUUUGCUCACAAAGAGGGGCCCAACUACCAGUGGGUCCCCUUCCAGGGAAAAGUGCCCUAUCCCCGCCCCGGAAUGUGCCCCAGCAAGACAUUCGGCAGCUUUGAGUCAACAAAGGGUUUCCCAGAUGAUGUGAUUCAGUUCGCGCGUCACCACCCUCUAAUGUACAACCCGGUCUACCCUAUGAGCCGAAGGCCCAUCUUCAUCAGGACCAAUGUGGACUACAGCUUUACACAGAUCGCUGUGGACAGAGUCAAUGCUGCUGAUGGACAGUACGAUGUCAUGUUCAUUGGCACAGAUAAAGGGACAGUACUAAAGGUGAUCAGUGUCCCCAAGGAGAGCUGGAACAACAUGGAGGAACUUUUACUGGAGGAGUUGGAAGUUUUCAAAGACGCCUCAUCUAUCAUCAACAUGCAGAUCUCCUCAAAGCGGCAACAGCUGUAUGUCGGCUCUGACACAGGCCUUGCCCAGAUUCCACUUCACCGCUGCAGUGUAUACGGGAAGGCCUGCGCUGAGUGUUGCCUGGCCAGAGACCCGUACUGUGCCUGGGAUGGAACUUCCUGUACUCGCUACCUGCCAAACACAAAGAGACGUUUUCGCCGCCAGGAUGUAAGAAAUGGAGACCCUAACACUCUGUGCUCAGGAGAUCAUCAUAAGCAUCGUAUUGCAGAGAAGAAGCUGUAUGGUGUAGAGGGAAGUAGUACUUUCUUAGAGUGCGUCCCCAAAUCCCUUCAGGCCAGAAUCACCUGGACCUUCCAGAAACAUCCACAGAAUCGACGAGAAGAGGUCCGUCUAGAUGAUCGCAUACUCCAGACAGACAGAGGUCUUCUGAUUCGCCGUGUCCUGAAAAGAGAUAUUGGCAUCUACCAGUGCCAUGCAAUGGAGCAUGGCUUCACCCAAACUUUACUAGGCAUCACCUUAGAACUCGUACCUUCCACACCUUCAUUUGUCUCCAAUCUACCCUCCGAUGCCCCUGUUCGAUUAGACCCCCGCAGCGGAGGCGGACCAACAAUGACCAAUCAAAAGCUUUGGUACCGGGACUUCAUGCAGCUGGUGGACCAUCCGAACCUAAACACGGUUGACCAGAUUUGCGAGCAGGUUUGGGCACGCAGGAACACCGGUGGUGACCAGGUGGGUAAGGACAUCGCACCUCUGCGUCCUGCUGUCCGCCCACCUAAUAAGAAAUGGAAGCAUCUUCAGGAGAUAAGGAAGGGGAGAAACCGUCGGACCCACGAUGGGAAACCAAACCCGCGUGCGCCACGCAGUGCAGGGGAGUAACGAUGUGGAGAAAGAAAUGGAGGGAGAAAAGAAUGACUGAAACAAGAAGAAAGCAGGAGAACGACAGAGACUGAGAAACCAAGAACUCCUGGAGGUGUUCACGCAUACAGAUACACCCACAUACGCACACACUUACACACACGGACACACACAGCACCUCCUCUAUUGUGUAUAUUUAUCUAUGGAUGCCCCCACUAUAUGGUAGUCCAAUCCCUGAGUCCUCAUCCCACUGGCCAGUCCCUGCAUGUGCUGCUCUAACUGAUUCUGCACGAUCCCUUUAUAGUUCCACUAGAUUAGUGAGUUUACUAGCAGAUACAUGGGAGUAAACACACCUUUAUGUGUGAGCAAUAAACUCACUUACCUGUCAUGGGUUCAUAGCAAAGGAUUUCCACAUCUCAAAAAAUCCAAUUACACAUUGCGUGUAGUUAGUGCGUCACAGUGUGCACACUGUUUUAAAGGACUGAACCACAGAAACAAAUGUAAGCCCAAAAGUUUUGGAUUAACUCCAAACGGCUUUUCUGCCCUGAAGAUUUCCUGCCAGCGUAGCAAAAGUGUGGACUCUUGUUUUAUGCACAAUGGGACCGAACGGAGCAACUGGAACGUACAAAAAAGUAACUGGAAACACAUUACUAUUUGAGUUCAGUUGCACAGGCAGUUAAAAAAAAAGUAACAUUUGAAACUUGUUCAUAGAAAUGAACAACUUCCUGUGGUGUUGUACACAGCAAGUGCAUUCAUAAUAAUGUCACCUUUCCAUGGUUUUGCGCAUAUUACAUAAAGCUGUCACAAAAGAAAGAGCUGGCAUCCUGUGGAGCAGAUCAUCACAGCAAAUAACUGGUUAUGUUAUAUUUUGCUGUUUAAAAAAAUAUCUUUUGCAGUUUCCUCGGGCAAUUUAAGGCAUGUCACAGCAAACUAAAUUAAACAAUGCAAAGCAGGUGGUCAUAGUUAGAGAGCAGGCAUAUUUGGCCUGAUGUGAUUACAUAUAUUGUUUUACAUACUGGCUUGAACCACUGUAGAAAGAGUAGAGGAAAAUCUACUCGGAAUUCCAUGAAAUGACAAAAAAAUGUUUACAGUACAAAGACACAGAUGGAGCACAAAGAAAUCAGUUUGAAAGCAAAUAAUAACCUAAAUAAGUAUGUCUAAAACUAACCUGGUAUCUGUUAUGUGUAAAAAUACAAGAAAUACAGUAGGAAGAGCUCUGACAUAAUCCAAAACCUCACUCCAAAGAUUAAAAAUUAGCUGAUUUCAACAUUUUGUGCGUAAACAUUAAGACGAAAUGAUGACGGGUGUUUUUUGGGUGAGGAGCAUUAAUAUGGCAAGCAGGAUGAAGAGGAAAAGGAAAGAUAUUGGUGGACUCCAAGUAUGACAACCUGUGUUUCUGGGCUACGUUGCGGUAUAUAUAUUAGCAUGAUAUUUAUGAGUGAGUCUAUAAUUUUAAUUUUAAUUUUUUUUUUUUUUUUGGUAUUCGAAGUGGUACUUCUUUUGUUUUACACUGUUCUUGCAUAUAUUGUUUGUUUUUAAAUAGUUAUGCAAAGAUUUAAAUUAAGCGAGUCACAGAUUCUUCGUCUAGCACGGUUAUAAAAACCACAGCACAUUUUCACUGCAACAGAAAAGAAAAACAACUCUAUCUGACUUCAUACACUGUUGUAAUCACUUCUCGGUUUGGUGUUCCGGUCAUUAGUAUUACUGAUUUCUGCUGCUUAAUGAUGUCAUCCCUACAUAAUGGACAAUUAGUACUAUAAGGUCUUCCUUCUCAUGUCUUAGUCUAAUCUCUCGCUGUGUACUGUCUGUAUAGAAGUCUUUGUUUGUUGGUUGUCUGUGCUAACAUUGUGUGUGUAGCCCUGCCCCUAGUGUCCAUUGUGUGUACAGGCUUAGGUGAAGCCUACCUGUGGUACCAUACUUUAAUGUAUCAUAGUCUAUCCACAUGAAAGAAAGUGAAACUGGCUGGCCUUGUAAAAUAAAACAUGCUUUCUAUUUGCGUUCAGUCUGUUUUUCAUGAUGAAUAUGUGGUCUGUUUAUGUUUCAUGGCAUAAACUAGACCUGUGAGUGGACUUUUGAUGUUUGGAUUCAUUGUUGCUGUUAUUUAUAUACCUUCUUUAUAGAGAUGUAAUUAACUCGUUAAACUGAACUGAACCGACUGACGCCUGUAAAAGGGACACUCUGCAUUUUGACACCACGUCCAGGUAGAGAGGGGUUACUGCAUAAGUAAAUAAGUAAACUGAUUUUCAUUGCAGGAGCAUGCUGCUAGUCUCUGCAUGUGCCAACGCCUGCUUUUUAUUCACAGAACUACUUAAGUUGUGCUAAUAUUAACUCUAUAGGGGUUUUCCUUCUUACAAAACUGCAUUUUUUUUACACUGGUAGUGAUGUCAAACUGCCUGAGUAUUCCUUUUAACCCAGCUGUUGUUUUGUGCUUGAAAUUGCAUGACCAAUGUUAGUGGCUAAUGCAUUUGACAAAGGUGUGGUGGCAAGAAAGAGAUGGGGAGAAAGAAAGCACAAUGUUGAAUAUUAUUAUUAUUAUUAUUCGUAUGUAUUUAUGUGCAAAGAUAAGCUGAUAUGUUGUGGUGGAUUUUUAUUUUUCCUAUACAUGUAGAUUUACAUCUGUGUUGUUUGUGUUUUGCUUAAAAUUACUCAUCCCCAACAAUUUUGUACAUUACAGCCAAUGGAGAAGCUCUUCCUUAAAGACAGUGUCCACUUAGAGUCUUUGAUGUGCACACAGUCCUCCAAUCAAAUAGUCCUGUUGGAUUCCAUGUCAUGUGACGCACCCCUGUUCAACAGCUCACAAGGAGAAGCUUGUAUGUGUGUGUUUGUGUGUGUGUGUGUGUGAGGGUGGGUGAAUUGUAUGCUUCUGUUUUAUGCGUGUGUGUCCGUGUGUGAGUCUCGGGGGGGAAAGCAAAGCUCUGUAUAUAAUGGCAAAGGAACAGCUGUGUGUAGAGUGGUCUGUAGAUGAAAGUUCAAAGGUCGAAGGCCAAAGUAACGUGGUGCACUGUAAUACUCCCAGUUAUUUGUGAAAUGUCUUGUCAUGUUUUUUUUCAUUAACACAAUAAAAAUAUGCAGUUACUUCCA